AUAAGGUCCGAUGAAUUCACCUCGAGACCUCACCAGGAUACGCAUCCGAACCUCACCACACACACAACUACCAUGGCAUCUCCCCGAGUUUGGUUCAUUACCGGUACCUCCACCGGUCUGGGCAAAGCCCUCGUUGAGCUCGUACUCGCCAAGGGCGAGAUCGUCGUCGCCACCGCCCGGCGCACCGCGCCGCUCGACGACCUGAAGGCCGCGUACCCCGCCUCCCGCCUGCUCGUACUCAAGCUCGACGUCAGCAAGCCCGCCGAGAUCACCGCCGCGUUCGCGCAGGCGAAGGAGGCGUUCGGCCGGCUCGACGUCGUCGUGAACAACGCCGGGUGGGGCACGUUCGGCGAGGUCGAGUCCGUCGUCGACGCGGACGCGCGCGCGAUGUUCGACACGAACUUCUGGGGCGCCGUCGACGUCUCGCGCGCUGCGCUCGCGUUCUUCCGCGAGGUGAACGCGCCCGGAGUCGGGGGACGGCUCGUCCAGAUCUCGUCGUGCUGCGGCGUCGUGGGUCUCCCCGGCCAGGCUUUCUACUGCGCGUCCAAGUUCGCUCUAGAGGCCGUCUCCGAGUCGAUUGCUGCAGAGAUUGAUCCCUCGUGGAACAUCAAGGUCACCCUCAUCGAGCUCGGCGCGUUCUCCACCGAGGGUAUACAGAAGAUCGCCUGGUCGACCCCGCAUCCAGCAUACAGCAAGCCCGAGCUGCCCGUCCACGGGAUGCGGAACAUGUGGGACCAGUUCAACCCCCAGGGCGACGUGAAGAAGGCGGUCGAGGUGUUCUACACCGUCGCGGGCUUACCGGAACCCCCUCUUCAUAUCGCCGUCGGCAAGGACUCGAUUGGAAUGAGCAAGGCCAAACUCGGCAAGGUGCUGGCUGAGUUUGAGAAGUACGAGUAUCUGUCGGAGAACUUGAACAAGGACUAG
Molecule: messenger RNA, 924 nt
Organism: Trametes versicolor FP-101664 SS1
Lineage: Eukaryota; Fungi; Basidiomycota; Agaricomycetes; Polyporales; Polyporaceae
Product: NAD-P-binding protein
Exons: 4
Coding region: 73-924 (283 amino acids)
Molecular function (GO): oxidoreductase activity
Source: RefSeq, a predicted model, not a curated record